AGUUGGAACGUCAGACCACCCAACUUCAUGCUUGAUGACUUCAAUUUGACUUACCCAUUUACUGGAUUCGUUUAUUUCGGGUCUAAAAUAGGGGAAAUCUACCUGUUCUGCCAACCUUUGGGACUGCAAGGCUUCUACCAAUUCUACUACCAGCGACUGGGUGGGGUCUUCGUCUGUUGA
This is a messenger RNA of Acanthoscelides obtectus, 180 nucleotides long. The record is from the annotation of a GenBank genome assembly. NCBI's taxonomy places the organism in Eukaryota, Metazoa, Arthropoda, Insecta, Coleoptera, Chrysomelidae.